CAGCCGGGCAUCAGUCACCUUGGAGCGGGCGCUGGUCGGCAGCCUCUCGGCUGGACUCUCCUCUCUUCGUCCUUCUCUCGGAUUGAUUGUUUCCGCGUCCCCGGCAACAUGAGCGCGCCGCCGGCCAACCAGCACAGCGCGCGCGCGCACACGGAGGCCGAGCGAGGCCAGAGGCCCCCGGACGUGGACGCAGCGCAGCAGCUGAAGCUGAGAGAGCGACAGCGUUUCUUCGAGGAGGUCUUCCAGCACGACGUGGACGUCUACCUGUCCUCGGCGCACCUGUGUAUCCGAGACUACAAGAGGCCUCCGAUUGGCAGCGUCUCGUCCAUGGAGGUGAACGUGGACUUGCUGGACCAGAUGGAUCUGACAGACAUCUCCGACCAGGAGGCCUUGGAUGUGUUCUUCAGCUGCGAGGGAGAAGACGGGGCGCUGACCCCCCCGCUGCCAGUGCAAGGGAUCAGCAACAACAACGACGGCGACGACGAGGUCACCCGCAACGGACUCUUUGGACACGUCCUCGAGGGUCUCGCGGAAGCCGAAGGACCCUCCACCUGCAGCGUGGGAGCGGACGCCUCGGCCAGGGGGACCAAGAGUGGGCUUUGGGAUGGGAAGAGGCCUCUCAGCCGCACACACCGGCUCUUAUAG
Messenger RNA from Pseudoliparis swirei, 645 nucleotides. Its product is annotated as dysbindin-like. The record is from RefSeq and is a predicted model, not a curated record. The transcript is spliced from 5 exons. Lineage: Eukaryota; Metazoa; Chordata; Actinopteri; Perciformes; Liparidae. Gene Ontology annotation, biological process: negative regulation of protein kinase activity. The coding region runs from base 109 to 645 and encodes 178 amino acids. Gene Ontology annotation, cellular component: cytoplasm.